Molecule: messenger RNA, 354 nt
Organism: Lactuca sativa (garden lettuce)
Lineage: Eukaryota; Viridiplantae; Streptophyta; Magnoliopsida; Asterales; Asteraceae
Source: RefSeq, a predicted model, not a curated record
AUGGCAUUCGGAACGAAGCUUAAACCAUCUCUGGAGAAACUGGCUGCUGAUAUGACUCUCUAUCGUCAAAUGAUUGGGUUUGUUAUGUAUCUAACAACUAGUAGACCAGAUAUCAUGUUUUAUGUCUGCUAUUGUGCCAUGUUCCAAGCUAAUCCACAAAAACCUCAUAUGGUUGCAGUGAAAAAUAUAUUUCGGUAUUUGAAGCGCACCUCAUCUCUCGGUUUUUGGUACCCAGAGAAUUUUGGUUUCUUGGUUCAAGCAUUCUCUGAUUCCGAUCUUGGACGAUGUGGUUUAGACCAAAAGAUCACAACUGGCGGGUGUCAGUUCCUUGAUGGAAAACUCGUUAGCUGGUAA